AAAUACAUUUUUUAAAUUUCAUUGUUAAUAUUUAGUGUAAAAUCACGGUUUCGUGUACCUUGCUGCAAUGGCUGGUCAGGGGCAUCAGUUUCCCGGUAACUUCCCGGGAAACGCCGGCGCGAUGCGGUCCGGUUUUGGCGGCGCUCCGAUGGGGGGCCAAAUGCAACCUAUGCCCAACCAGUUAGCAGGGGUAAUGGGCGGUGGAAUGGCCAACCCAGGCAGCAUGGUGGGGAUGGGAAACCAGAUGGUGCCUCCAUAUGGGGCCGCCAUGCAGAACCAAAUGGGAGCUAUGGGUAUGGGGCCCCAGGGCAUGGGAGUGGGCGUUGGAGGUAACCCAAACCCAGGAUUAGCCCAAGCUGUGCAGCAACAAGCAAGCAUGCAGCAAGCUGUGGCGGUGCCUACAUCUGCUCCUCCAGCAACUGCCUCAGCGCCCGCACAGCCUCAGCAGAACAAGGACUUCAACACCGCUUCACUUUGCAAAUUUGGCCAAGAAACAGUACAAGAUAUAGUAAGCAGAACACAGGAUGUUUUUCAAACACUGAAAGCAAUUCAACCUCCAAAUGGCACUCAGAUCGGUGAGAACGCCAGUAACGAUAAGAAGACGAAGAUGCAGGAGCAGUUACGCACGAUACGGCUUUUGUUCAAACGUCUGCGCCUGGUGUAUGACAAAUGCAAUGAAACGUGUCAGGGUAUGGAGUACACACACAUGGAGAGCCUAAUCCCGUUGAAAGACGAGGCCGACAAUAAAACUUUGGACGAGCGGCGGAACACGGAGUCUUACCGACGUGACUUGGAGGAGAACAGGGAGCUAACGGAACAGGUGGUCCUCAAGAACAAACAGCUCAAAGAAGUCAUAACGAAUUUAAGGACUAUCAUAUGGGAAAUUAAUGUUAUGCUUACUAUGAGACGAUCUUAAACAAUUAAAAAAAAUAUUGUAAAACCAUUGAAAGUCUUUUUAGGGUUCCGUACCCAAAAGGACCCUAGGACGGUAAGACGGUAUGGUAGGAGGGAGUAGGACGGAACGGGACCCUAUUACUAAGACUUCACUGUCCGUCUGUCUGUCACCAGGCUGUAUCUCAUGAACCAUGAUACAGUUGAUAUUUUUACAGAUGAUGUAUGUAUUUCUGUUGCCGCUAUAACAACAAAUACUAAAAAGUACGGAAUCCUCGGUAGGCGAGUCCGACUCGCACUUGUCCAGUUUUUAUAUGUUAGUGAUAUUCUUGAGAUAUGAUGGACGUGUAUGUUAGAUGUAUAGAAAGUAAGGAUCCUAAGCUAAGUAAGUUUUUAAUCCUGUGAUAGUAUAUCUAGUAUAAGUAAAUAUAUCUUUGGAGUAGGGAUGUAACGAUACCGAUACGAUAUAAUCGGCAGACCGAUAUAUCGGCAUCGCCGAUUUAAAUUGAGCCGAUAUUACAGUUUGAAAAGCUCGCGAAACGAAUGACGCUGCUAAUAAUUUGAAUACACUUUGUUUCCAUAACAAAUAACCCUCCUUUUGCGUUGCCGUAGUCGGGUAAAAACUACCUACCUAUAGUGAACUAUAAUUACUGAUUUGAAUUUACUUUGCAUUAAUUGCUUGGUGGUUACCUAAAUAAAUGUUUUCUUUGAUUUUGAUUUGGCAUUUUUCUUUAUUAGUUUUACAGUUUUUCACACUUCACAAAAUCGAGUGUUUAUUAAUACAUAUGUAUGUUUUAUGCAUAAUAAGCAUAUAAUUCCUUAUUUGUUAUUUCUUUUAGCUAACUACUGUGCCAUUGAUAUCGGUAUCUGUAUCGGUAUCGCCGAUUAUUUACUUCAAAAAUCGGUAUCGGUAUCGUAUCGGCAAAAUCAUGUAUCGUUACAUCCCUACUUUGGAGAUAUCCUUCUCUCUUAUCAUUUUGGAUAAAAUAACUAAGUAUACGCGAUGAGCUUUUGGGAGGUUUACACCUUCGAUCGAAGAAUUAUUUUCCCAUUCUAAAGCAAUAAUUUUGCCACUAUUUCAAUGUAUAAUUGUUUAUGUAUCUAACUAUCUAUUUCAUUUUUUAUUGUAAAUAAAAUCCUAAGUAAAAGUGAUGUCACCUAUUGGCGUAGGUAACUAAAUUAAACAUGUAAUUGUUAGAUACAGUUAGGUACCUGUGUCGAGAAAUGUUGAUGAUUUAAUCCUAAUCUCCCUUGUAAAUAUAUUUUUUGUACCUACUUUAAUGUCUUUAUUUCAAGAAAUAAAAAACAAUUGAAAUAAAUAACUUUAUUUCUUCAAAAUUAAAAAUAAACAUAAAAUAACUUACAUAAAAAAUCGGCAAGCCGUCGGUUGUUUUGGAUCCAAAAUUUUCACGUUUAAGUACGUCUUAGGAAAUAAAUAAAGGAAAACCUUACGUAAUCUAACUUCACUCUGGGGUUUAAUAGAUCUGCUGUUUAAAGCCACAAAGUCGUAUCUCAUACAAGUU
This is a messenger RNA of Cydia fagiglandana, 2414 nucleotides long. It is a transcript of the gene MED30, whose product is annotated as mediator of RNA polymerase II transcription subunit 30. The coding region runs from base 68 to 916 and encodes 282 amino acids. The record is from RefSeq and is a predicted model, not a curated record. The transcript has 8 exons. NCBI's taxonomy places the organism in Eukaryota, Metazoa, Arthropoda, Insecta, Lepidoptera, Tortricidae. Gene Ontology annotation, molecular function: transcription coregulator activity. Gene Ontology annotation, biological process: positive regulation of DNA-templated transcription. Gene Ontology annotation, cellular component: mediator complex.